Molecule: messenger RNA, 1304 nt
Organism: Manis pentadactyla (Chinese pangolin)
Lineage: Eukaryota; Metazoa; Chordata; Mammalia; Pholidota; Manidae
Product: tubulin polyglutamylase complex subunit 2-like
Exons: 1
Coding region: 242-1126 (294 amino acids)
Biological process (GO): protein polyglutamylation
Source: RefSeq, a predicted model, not a curated record
UCUAACAGCGGUGGCUGUCCCUCCGGGGCUGCAGCCACGAGUGCCCUGCGGAACUACUUCUUCCAGACCAGCCCGGGCCCCCCAUCUCCGCCUCGCCGCGCUCUCAGGCACCGAGCACUACAAGUCCCGGCAUGCCGUGAACUUGACGGCUCUCGGAGGCAGCGCCCAGCCGUCUCGACCCGCCCCUCUCAGCCCUGGCCCGGCCGCUGCCCCUGCGGCGCGUGGGUCAGGGACGCGAGCCAUGGAGGAGACGCCGCCCCCACCGCUGGGCAGCAGCAAGCCGCACCUGGAGCAGCUCACCCUGGGGACCACCCGCAUCCUCGAAUCCUCUCCAGGUGUGACAGAGGUAACCAUCAUUGAAAAGCCACCUGCUGAACGUCAUAUGAUUUCUUCAUGGGAACAAAAAAAUAACUGCAUGCUACCUGAGGAUGUGAAGAACUUUUACCUGAUGACCAAUGGCUUCCACAUGACAUGGAGUGUGAAGCUGGAUGAAAACACCAUUCCAUUGGGCAGCAUGGCAAUUAACAGCAUCACAAAACUGACUCAACUCAGCCAGUCUUCCAUGUAUUCACUCCCUAAGGCACCAACUCUGGCAGACCUGGAGGACGAUGAGCAUGAAGCUAAUGAAAACCAGCCAGAGAAGCCUCACUUUGAUUCUCGCAGUGUGAUAUUUGAGCUGGAUCCUUGCAAUGGGAAUGGGAAGGUUUGCCUUGUUUACAAAAGAGGGAAACCAGCAUUAGCACAAGACACUGAGAUCUGGUUCCUGGACAGAGCAUUAUACUGGCAUUUUCUCACAGAUACCUUUACUACCUAUUAUCGCCUGCUCAUCACCCACCUGGGCCUGCCCCAAUGGCAGUAUUCCUUCACCAGCUAUGGCAUUAGUCCACAGGCCAAGCAAUGGUUCAAUAUGUAUAAACCCAUCACCUACAACACAAACCUGCUUGCAGAAGAGACCGACUCCUUUGUGAACAAGCUGGAUCCCAGCAAAGUGUUCAAGAGCAAGAACAAGACCUUGAUCCCCAAAAAGAAAGGGCCUGUUCAGCCUGCAAGUGGCCCAAAAGGGCCCUCAGCUCCUCCCUCCACCUCUAAGUCCUCCUCUGGCUCUGGAAACCCUGUCCGGAAAUGAAAGCCCCCGACUUCCAGUUCCCCCACCAGUUCCGUAGCAAUGUAUUCCACACAGAUUCCCCGGGGGUAGUCAAAGUUUUGUAUUCUGUGUGUGUGGAACCAUCCUCUUCCAUCUGAGUGACCAGAAUUCUACGCCUUUGAUUUUCAUUGGCAUUAGCCAGAAGUUGAAAGGGUAUACU